Molecule: messenger RNA, 1778 nt
Organism: Capsaspora owczarzaki ATCC 30864
Lineage: Eukaryota; Filasterea; Ministeriida; Capsasporidae
Exons: 4
Coding region: 44-1681 (545 amino acids)
Biological process (GO): transcription by RNA polymerase II
Molecular function (GO): protein heterodimerization activity
Source: RefSeq, a predicted model, not a curated record
GUUCUCGUUGUUUCUUUGCUGGUUGCUUUUGUGAACUUUUGACAUGAGCGACCUUGCCUUCCUCGAUGACGACGAGAACGCAGAGCUCUACGACUAUGAAGAGCUAGCACAAGACUACGAGGACGAGGACGGCGACGGCGGUGAAGCGGACGAAGACGAGAUCGAGGAGCAACAACAGCAACAACAACAACAGCAGCCGCAGCAGCAGCAACAAGCACGGCACAGACACAAACGACCACGCAUUGACGACGACGACGACGAUGACGAGGACGGUGGCGGCGGUCAAGGCGACGAGGACGAGGACGAGGACGACGACUUUAGCGCCGCCGUUCGCCCGCCAUCGCGCCCGGGACGAGCCGCCCGCGCUGCAUCCUCCAGUGGCUCUGGCGCAGCAACAGCAGCAGCAACGCCGUCAGCAGGACGAGGCGGGCGCGGCGGGCGCGGGCGAGGCGCUGGGCGUGGAAGCAGCGCUAGUCCUGCGACUCCUGCUCGCGGACGAGGACGAGGCAGGGGUCGCUGGGGUCCGCGCACACCGGGCGCCAAUAAUGCGAGCUCGACUGCUGCAAGCUCAGCCGCAGGGUCGGCGGCGGGAUCGGCCGCUCCAUCGGCUCCAGCAACGCCUGCAGGCGCGCAGCCAGCAUCCAGCUCACGUCGCGGCCCGGGCCGACCGCGCAAGCCUGCCGUCAAUGACGAUGGGUCGGACGCCGAGGACGCUGAUGCGUCGACGCCAGUCAGGACCAGCAGGCCGACGGCUCCGAGCGCCAUCGUCAUGGUCGACUCGCCCGGCAGCGGUGGCGAGCUGCAGCAGCCGCAGGUACCGUCGCGCAGACGCGCAGCUGCCCCUUCGCGCAUCCGAGACAUCCCAACAGACGAGGAAGACGACGAUUUCCUCGAUGAUCGCGAUGACGACGAAUCCGAGUCGGAUGACGAGUACCGAAGCCGCAACGAAUCCGACUCUGAAUUGGCACGGCGGCCUGGCAGGCCUCCCGCAGGUCGUGGCGAGGCUGGAUCGCCCUUCGGAGGUGACUCUGGCUCGCUCACUCCAGGAUCUGCUGGCCAGCGUGUGCAGGCGGGCUCUGGGCGAAAGCGCGGUCGUCCGCCAUGGAAAAACCUGCUGCAGCGAACUCCGGGCGCAAACUCUCCCGCCGGUGCAUCGCCCGCGCCAUUCACCAUGCCAGCGACAGGUGGUAGCUCUAACGCCGCGUCCACGCCGGGCACUGGCGCAUACUCAACACGAGGCCCGGGCAGGCCACCCCGAAGCGCUUCCUCUGGCCCCACACCCAUGCAGUUUGACUCGCCCGCUGACGGUGAGGCUGCUGCUGUCACGCGGCCCAGUCUCAACCCUCGUAGUUUCCGCAAGGAGCGCGAGGCUCAACGCAAGCGUCUUUUUUCGAAAGAAAUGCGCGUCAUGAUGUAUGGAUUUGGAGACUCGGUCGAUCCGCAACCGGAAUCGGCCGAUCUAUUGGAAGACGUGGUACUCGAGUAUAUUGGCGAUCUGUGCAAAAAGGCCAGUGUUCUCGCCUCCUCCCGCGGCCAGUUGCAAACUGAAGACUUUAUUAAUAUUAUUCGACGAGACCCGAAGAAAUACGGCCGUGUUAGGGAACUGCUCGUUAUGCACGAAGAAAUCAAGCGAGCACGACGUGCCGUGGACGAGAAGGAAUAUGAACGCGAGAAUCAAUGAGAUUAGGGCUCAAAAGCCAUUCAUUUAUCUUUUCUUUUGUUUUUUUGGUUUGUUUCCCAAUCGAUUGUCACAACAAAAUUCAAACAUACACACUCGA